Osmerus eperlanus (European smelt) is the source of this 3823-nucleotide messenger RNA. It is a transcript of the gene inpp5e, whose product is annotated as inositol polyphosphate-5-phosphatase E. The transcript has 10 exons. The record is from RefSeq and is a predicted model, not a curated record. Gene Ontology annotation, cellular component: nucleus; axoneme; Golgi apparatus. Gene Ontology annotation, molecular function: inositol-polyphosphate 5-phosphatase activity; phosphatidylinositol-4,5-bisphosphate 5-phosphatase activity. Bases 802 to 2772 code for a protein of 656 amino acids. Gene Ontology annotation, biological process: phosphatidylinositol dephosphorylation. Lineage: Eukaryota; Metazoa; Chordata; Actinopteri; Osmeriformes; Osmeridae.
AAAACCCUGUUGUAAAGCGUUGCUAAGGAAGUAUUAGGAUUUUGAGCUAGCUUGACUUGUAAUAUGAAGCCAAAAAAAUUGCUGAACAAAAACGUAUCUUACGCUGAGGUAAUUUCUUUAGCUAACGUUUGUCAUCAAGGCAAAAUGGAAUCAUGUGGAUUUGCUAGUCUAGCUGUCUAGUAGCUUGGUACAGUACAGUACUGUACGUGUAGAUGGGAGACAAACAAAACAGCUAGGGUAGCUAGCUUUACUGUACAGUACCAAACAGUACUGUACUACUAGCACUGUACUGUAGCUGGGCAAACUCGUAAGCUUGUACAGUAGUUAAGCUAACUACGUUAUCUUUAUCAACGUUACUCAACGCUAUUUCUAGUUAGGUUAUUUUUCGUGAGCAAUAUGUCACGUGCUAUAGGAGAUGCCGCUUCAACAAAAUAUUUAGACAUGAUAGGUAGGCUACUGUAGUCUAUACGGUGUAUUUAACUUGCUAGAAGCAGUAGCAACUGAAUACUGUGUCUGAUUAACGAGCAAAACCAUUUAAAUUCAAGACUGCAUCCUUUUUUAGCAAGCUACUGGUAACAAAUACGGAUUUCCAAUAUAGCUUGUAUUGUUACCCUAGCUAGCUAAGCGGCGGAGAGAAAGAUGUUUUCACGAACCGCUUAACACUGUAGUUAGCUGUCUGUCAACUAGAGCUAAACCUCUUGUUAGCUACCCAGCUCAUAUUUUCUCUACAUCAAUCAAAACUAAGCAAUACGCGAAUGAAGUCUCCGGGUACAACAGACGUCUGACCAGAGGACAUAGGACAUGAAGAUGACCGAGGAUGGGGAAGACACCAGCCCCUCUCACCCAGCUGCUUCUGUCCUUCCUGGAGUAACAGGUGGGAAGGACCCAAGUAGGGUCAACAAUAACAAGGAGCUGUUUACGGCACCUACACCAGACGUUAAAACCUUCAGGGCCCACAGCGACACCCAAAUCACCCCUCAAGAUACACGGGACAUGAAGAGCAAGUCCACUUCUUACCAGCCUCGCCCACCCCUUCUGCCUAGGCCAUCUGGGCUAAUGAAGGUAGGCAAGAACAGUUCGCUGGAGGAGAAGGGGAAAAGGAUACGGAGAUCUAGUCAGGAAAGUCUAACCGACCCCGCCGAGACGGGCUCCUCCACAGACUCCCUUAAGGAUGACCAUGCAGUUUCAGAUGUGUUUACCUUUAGUGGUGCUGCCACCUUGAGGAACAAACAGAACUCAGCGACUGUAAGCGCCCAGGUUCCUACACGGUCUCCCAUCUUCAGGGGUAGGGGCCACAGCCUCUCAGAGUACGAGACGCAGCCCCACAAUCACCAGAGCGAGUCCGCAGAACAGCGGGUGAGGUCUUCCAAAGUGCGCCUCUCCCCCCUGGAGCUCUCAGGAGCGCUUCCCGCCCUGGAGCAGAGUUUGGUGUCGGCGACCUUAAGAACAUCUAAUCGGAUUGACAGGGAUUGCGUGGAUUAUGGCAUGCUGAUGGGGAGAGGAGGGCCCAGGCCUGGAGAGAGACUGCAUAGGAACCUGAGCGACAGCCGGCUUCUAGAGAACAUGGUGUCUGACAGCUCCUCCGUCAACUCCAUGAAGUCCACCUUUAGCGUGCUGAACCCCAUCAGACCAAGAGACGUGAGAAACAGGAGCUUUCUGGAGGGAAGUGUACUAGGCAAUGGUGCAUUGUUGGGGGCUGAGGAGCUAGACCGCUACUUCCCUGACAGGACUCUGGGAAUCUACGUAGCAACCUGGAACAUGCAAGGAGAGAAGGGACUUCCAAUCAAUUUAGAUGACCUGUUGCUCCCAACGGACUCUGAAUUUGCACAAGACUUUUACAUUAUCGGUGUUCAGGAGGGAUGUCCAGACAGGAGGGAGUGGGAGAUUCGUCUCCAGGAAGCCCUGGGCCCAUACUACGUCAUGCUGUAUGCUGCAUGUCAUGGCGUUCUCUACCUCACUGUGUUCGUCAGGAGGGACCUCAUCUGGUUCUGCUCAGAGGUGGAACAUGCCACAGUCACAACGAGGAUCAUCUCCCAGAUCAAGACCAAAGGGGCUGUGGGCAUCGGCUUCACCUUCUUUGGGACCUCCUUCCUCUUUAUUACCUCCCACUUUACCUCUGGAGAUUCCAAAGUGUAUGAGAGAGUACUGGACUACAACAAGAUCAUAGAAGCUCUGGCUCUUCCUAAAGGCCUCCCAGACACAAAUCCAUAUCGCUCCACUGCCUCUGACGUGACCACGAGGUAUGAUGAAGUCUUCUGGUUCGGGGACUUUAACUUCCGUCUGAGUAAAGACCGCGUGGGAGUAGAGACCAUUUUGAAGCAGGCGUCUGGCGUGGACAUGACACCCCUGCUUCUGCACGAUCAGCUCUCCAAGGAGAUGAAAGACGGUUCUAUCUUUAAAGGUUUCCAGGAAGCACCCAUCCACUUCCCACCCACCUACAAGUUUGACAUUGGUUGCGAUGUUUACGACAGCACCUCUAAACAGAGGACCCCGUCAUACACGGACAGGAUACUGUACAGAAACAGGCAGGCGGACGAUAUCAAGGUGGUCAAAUACACCAGCUGUUCAUCUAUUAGGACAUCCGACCACCGGCCUGUUAUGGGCAUGUUCCAGGUCAAACUGCGCCCAGGGAGAGACAACAUUCCCCUUGGGGCGGGCCAGUUUGACAGGAGCCUAUACCUGGAGGGCAUCAAGAGGAGGAUCACCAGAGAGCUGAAGAGGAGAGAGGCUCUGAAGAACCAGGGCAGCAGCACCGUCUGCUCCAUCUCCUGAACGUGCCUUCGGACCAGACUCAACCUGAACAGACCAUACUCAACUGGACCAGACCAGACUCAACUGAACCACAACAGACCAGGCCGCUCUCUCUGGAAAGAUCCAGACUCUAUUCAAACUUACACAUGACCAGCAGGAUUGAAAGGGACACGGUUGUUUGUCUGUCAAACCCCAGAAUCGUGUAGUGAAGAAGUUAUUGACCUCUAGUGUGCUUUGGUGGGACUGCACAAGGUGGAGUAGGCUAGUCCUUGAGGACAAACAGCACACAAAAGUCUGGUGUAUAUUUAUACAACACUUUUGCGCAACGAGACCUUAGGAAUCUUUCCAGUAAAAGAACAUCCGAUGACCUUGGAGGCAGUGUCUACACUCUAGGUUCUUACACAAUUUUUAUUUAACAAGCCUGGGCGACAUGGACCAUUCCUCUAUCAGUAUUCUAAAUGCCUUGUAAAUGUAUUUCCAUCACUAGCUUCCUAAACAGUACAUGCAGUAGCCAACUAGGUGUGAUUUUUUUCAUGUCUUUAAAGAUUGUUUCUAUUCUAGAUUUUCACCAAAGUUAGAAUUGCACUUCAGUUGAGAUCUGGCAAGAAUUUUGGUAAAAUCCCACUUUAACCACUGAGAGCUUUACAAAAAAAUAAUAAUGUAAUUUAUUUUUUAGAGCUUGAUGAAAAUACAUUUUCUGCAGUACUCUUUAACAGUUCAUAAUAUUCGGUGUGUGGUAACUUCUCCACGGUCGGUAUCUGGAUUUAAGAUGAUCUGCUUAAAUGAGGUUGGAAAAUGUUUUAUAGGUCCCUUGUUGAGUUCGGAACAGUGUGUGGUUCAAUGCCUUAACAUUCUCUUAACUAAAUCAAAACUGUCUUGACCUUUUGCAGAACUGUACUGUGGUGAUGGGAGAUCAGUAGAUGGGUUGUGCUGGUGAAUCAUGAGUCAUCUGUCACGCGUUUAAAGUGCCUGUGAUCUUGUCCUCAGGACUCAAUAUUGUUAACAAUCAAUAUGUCUUUUUUAACAGGUUUUCUGUGACGUAACAUCACAUAAUAAAUAUAUUUUAGUCAUU